Alternaria alternata is the source of this 1580-nucleotide messenger RNA. RefSeq lists its product as hypothetical. The coding region runs from base 363 to 1436 and encodes 357 amino acids. NCBI's taxonomy places the organism in Eukaryota, Fungi, Ascomycota, Dothideomycetes, Pleosporales, Pleosporaceae. The transcript has a single exon. The record is from RefSeq and is a predicted model, not a curated record.
CACGUGACGAUCAACAACCCAAAGUAUGAGGGAUGGUAGAGUGUCAACACGGGUACUGUCAACGCUCUACAAGACACUGAGCUCUAUCCAAAUCCUGGUCGUGCAUAUACCAUCAAAACACUCUACUGAGACGUUUGAGAUUGUUCGCUGUUGAGCAAGAGACGCCCAACUGCCGUUUUUGAUUGCAGGUCAAGGGUGUAUCCCACUCGGCAACUUCCUUGAAAGCGACGAUAGCCACCGCGUGACGACACAAGGACAGGUUUAUUGCUUGCCAUAGGCCCGAAUCGCAGCUUCUUGUAUAGGACGCGCAUCUCGCAUCUUCCACCGUUUCCAACACCGCGACAUUGUCAGAAGGGACCAUCAUGAGCGCAUCCAGCAACACAGCCGCAGCCCCUCAGCAGCCCAACAACCCGCCCGCAUCCGUCGCGACCGCAUCGAGCGAGACCAAGGCUACCGACGAUGGCAGCAUCCUGAGCAAGGGAAAGAAGCUAUUUGGCCUUGGCAGGAAGAAGGAGAGCGUGGCUGGCAAACAGCCAACAGAGACUGCAUCCACGACGACGACGCCAACAUUGCUGCCCUCGCCCCCAAUGUCACCGCCCGAACAACGAGUGUCACCGCGAGGAAGCCCGCGCAUGCUGCCAAUCGGCGCAUCUCCCAGUCGUCGCAUCCGCUCCAACUCUCCUGGCCUACACAGCCCAGCAUCGUCGCUCAUCUUCGAGCGCAAUGUACAGGAGCCUGAACCCUCGGCCGACGUGCCUGCACACAUCAAGACAGAAGACCACAUACCACCCGCGCUGGAUGCGACAUCCUUGGCCAUUACAGACACGCACCUCAACCCUGACGAAGUAGAGAUCAUAACACACACGGCGCAUCAGCCAGCCGCUGUUGCGGUCGCGGGCAGCAUAACCGACUCGGUGCACUCGCCGCCUCUGCCUCACACAGAGUCGGUGGCUUCUAGCCAUGCUGAGGUGACGGAGACAGCGCCUGGGUACGGCUCACUGGACACGGCAGAUCCACGUCGCUUGAGCUUCAUCUCAUUCGCAGACGUGGUGCAGGCAGAACACGUCGAGCACGACAGACAGGAAGUCUUGGGUGCCACGUCCAACGAGGCUCUGCAGUUUAUGAGCCUGUCGUCGACGGCGAACCGGUCGCCCUCGCCAGUGAGGUCUGCCGCGUCUUCGCCGCCAACCACCAGUGGAGCAGCCUCGCCCAAGCAUGCGGAUCUGGCGCGCACGCGGUCACCCGCGAGUCCUACGUCCCCUAUAGUGCUCGGGAGCCCUAACCCAGCAUCGGGCGAAGAGCUGCCAGUCCAGAUUGAAACGAUGCGACAAGCACUGCGCAAGACGCACUCGGGCGAUCUUAGCGGCGCGCGCUCGCAGCCAUUGAGCGCAGCGAGUCUGGAGGAGAGUGCGGCUGAUAAGCCUCCGUUCAAGUGAGGGUGUGGAGAGAUUGCGCAUGAAUGCACUGAAACGAAGUUCUUAAUUUCAUUUUCGACAAUGUUGGGAGCUCAGGGAGGGGUUAUUGGUUGGUCAGAUAUCCAUGUGCGAUGUGGCGAUGUUUUUUUUCUAGCAGUUAUCCGA